UUAAGGGCACAGAUCAGAGAGCUUGAAGAAGAGAAGAAAGGAUUACUUACCAAGCUUGAGGUUGAAGAGAAUAAAGUAGAGAGUAUAAAGAGAGAUAAGGCAGCAACGGAAAAGUUGCUUCAUGAAACAGUAGAAAAACAUCAAGCAGAACUUGCAACACAAAAAGAUUACUAUACUAAUGCGCUAAAUGCCGCAAGAGAAGCUGAAGCUUUAGCUGAGGCACGGGCUAACAAUGAAGCCAGAACUCAACUAGAGGGUCGCCUAAGAGAGGCUGAAGACCGUGAAGCCAUGCUUGUUCAGGCACUUGAAGAAUUAAGGCAAACACUAAGCAGAACAGAGCAGCAGGCAGUUUUUAGGGAAGAUAUGUUGCGCAGAGACAUUGAGGAUCUCCAGAAAAGAUACCAAGCCAGUGAGCGUAGAUGUGAGGAGUUGAUAACACAAGUUCCUGAAUCUACCAGACCUCUUCUCAGGCAGAUAGAAGCCAUGCAGGAAACAAACGCCAGAAAGUCUGAAGCUUGGGCUGCUGUCGAGAGAACCUUGAAUUCACGUCUUCAGGAAGCUGAGGCAAAAGCUGCAAUUGCAGAGGAGAAGGAGCGAUCUAUUAGUGAACGCCUUUCUCAAACCCUGUCUCGAAUCAAUGUGCUUGAGGCUCAGAUAUCUUGUCUAAGAGCUGAACAGACACAGCUAACAAGGUCCCUUGACAAAGAGAGACAGAGGGCCGGGGAGAAUAGGCAAGAAUAUCUUGCUCUAAAGGAGGAAGCUGAGACUAACGAAGGUCGUGUGAAUCAGCUUGAAGAAGAAAUUAAAGAAGUCAGAAGGAAACACAAGCAGGAACUACAAGAAGUAUUAACUCACCAGGAACUCCUGCGGCAGGAGUUAGAGCGGGAGAAAGCUGCUCGUUUGGAUCAAGAAAGGGCAACUCGUACUUCAUCUAAUUUUGUACCUGAUCAAAGCCCAAUAAUGAAGCAGAAAUCUGGGAUUGAAAAUGGAAGUCUGACACGGAGACUUUCAAGUGCUAGCAGCUUGAGUAGCAUGGAGGAAAGCUAUUUUCUACAAGCAUCUUUGGACUCGUCUGACAAUUUAUCUGAGCGUAGAAAUGCAUUGGAGGGCAAUGUGAGUCCAUACUUUAUGAAGAGCAUGACAUCAAGUGCUUUCGAAGCUGCUCUUCGUCAGAAGGAAGGGGAACUUGCGUCGUAUAUGUCUCGACUUGCAUCUAUGGAGUCCAUCCGUGACUCCCUGGCUGAGGAGUUGGUUAAAAUGACUGCAGAGUGUGAAAAGCUUCGUUCAGAAGUUUCCGUGCUGCCUGGCAUUCGGGCAGAGCUAGAUGCACUUAGAAGGAGACACUCGGCAGCUCUUGAAUUGAUGGGUGAGCGUGAUGAGGAGUUGGAAGAACUCCGUGCUGAUAUCAUUGACAUGAAGGAGAUGUACAGAGAGCAAGUAAAUAUGCUUGUGAACAAGAUUCAGGUGCUUAGCUCAUCACUGGGUGCUACCUGACAAAACUGAUCACUUGAUGUGUGGCUUGUUCUUGUCUGUUGCAUCCUGGAGGGUGCUGCAGUGUAUGUGAUAUAUCACAUUGGUUUUGGACACGAUAAUUGUUGUCGCCAGUUUAUUAUAAAUCUAUAGAGAAACUACCUUUUACAGGUUAGCUAUUGUAACUUUAGUGAAUUGUUGUAUAGCAUAAUUUUGUAAAAGUGUCGUAUUGGCUUAAGCUUUAUAAACUGUUCUCAAUUAAUGCCCAAGUUCAUUUAAUUGUUAA
Molecule: messenger RNA, 1756 nt
Organism: Nicotiana tabacum (common tobacco)
Lineage: Eukaryota; Viridiplantae; Streptophyta; Magnoliopsida; Solanales; Solanaceae
Source: RefSeq, a predicted model, not a curated record